Molecule: messenger RNA, 5283 nt
Organism: Canis lupus familiaris (dog)
Lineage: Eukaryota; Metazoa; Chordata; Mammalia; Carnivora; Canidae
Gene: SGSM1
Product: small G protein signaling modulator 1
Exons: 26
Coding region: 48-3374 (1108 amino acids)
Biological process (GO): activation of GTPase activity
Molecular function (GO): GTPase activator activity
Source: RefSeq, a predicted model, not a curated record
GCGAGCGCCGCCGCCGCCGCCCGGACGGGAACGCAGCGCGCGCGGCCAUGGCCUCGGGCCCCGCGGAGGCGGACACGCGGCAGAGGCUGCUGCGCACUGUCAAGAAGGAGGUGAAGCAGAUCAUGGAGGAGGCCGUCACACGGAAGUUUGUCCACGAGGACAGCAGCCACAUCAUCUCCUUCUGUGCGGCUGUGGAGGCCUGCGUCCUGCAUGGGCUGCGGCGGCGGGCGGCUGGCUUUCUGCGCAGCAACAAGAUUGCAGCUCUCUUCAUGAAAGUGGGCAAGAACUUCCCGCCAGCCGAGGAGCUGAGCCACAAGGUGCAGGACCUGGAGCAGCUGAUUGAGAGCACGCGAAAUCAGAUCCAGGGCCUCCAGGAGAAUGUGCGGAAGCUGCCGAAGCUGCCCAGCCUGUCCCCACUGGCCAUCAAGCACCUGUGGAUCCGCACUGCCUUGUUUGAGAAGGUGCUGGACAAAAUUGUGCAUUACCUGGUGGAAAACAGCAGUAAAUACUAUGAGAAGGAAGCCCUCCUAAUGGACCCGGUGGAUGGCCCCAUCCUUGCAUCUUUGUUGGUGGGGCCCUGUGCUCUGGAGUAUACCAAGAUGAAGACUGCAGAUCACUUCUGGACUGAUCCAUCUGCUGAUGAGCUUGUCCAGAGGCACCGCAUCCAUAGCUCGCACCUGCGACAGGACUCACCCACAAAGCGUCCAGCCCUCUGUAUCCAGAAGAGGCAUUCGAGUGGCAGCAUGGAUGAUCGACCAUCCCUUUCUGCCCGUGACUAUGUAGAGUCCCUGCACCAGAACUCCCGGGCCACGCUGCUCUAUGGCAAGAACAAUGUUCUGGUUCAGCCGAGGGAUGAUAUGGAGGCUGUGCCAGGGUACCUGUCCCUGCACCAGACAGCUGACAUCAUGACCUUGAAAUGGACGCCUAACCAGCUGAUGAAUGGGUCGAUGGGGGACCUGGACUAUGAGAGGAGCGUCUACUGGGACUAUGCCAUGACCAUCCGCUUGGAAGAGAUUGUGUACCUGCACUGCCACCAGCAAGUGGACAGCGGCGGGACAGUGGUGUUGGUCAGCCAGGAUGGGAUCCAGAGGCCGCCCUUCCGCUUCCCCAAGGGAGGGCACCUCCUGCAGUUCCUUUCAUGCCUAGAAAACGGGCUGCUCCCUCAUGGGCAGCUGGACCCUCCACUCUGGUCUCAGCGAGGGAAGGGCAAAGUGUUUCCCAAACUGCGCAAGCGAAGCCCUCAGGGUUCUGCUGAGUCCACGUCUUCAGACAAGGAAGAUGACGAGGCCACAGAUUAUGUGUUCAGGAUCAUCUACCCUGGCAUGCAGUCUGAAUUCGUCCCCCAGGACCUUAUGGAUGUCUCCGUGAGCAACCUACCAUCCCUCUGGCAACCCAGUCCCCGGAAAUCCUCCUGCUCAUCCUGUUCACAGAGUGGCUCGGCUGAUGGUGGCUCAUCCAAUGGCUGCAACCAUGAGAGGGCUCCCCUGAAGCUUCUCUGUGACAACAUGAAAUACCAGAUCCUUUCCAGAGCCUUCUAUGGAUGGCUUGCCUACUGCAGACACCUGUCCACUGUGAGGACCCACCUGUCAGCCCUGGUUAAUCACAUGAUCGUGUCUCCAGACUCACCCUGUGAUGCUGGGCAUGGGCUGACGGCCAGGAUCUGGGAGCAGUACCUUCAGGACAGCACAAGAUAUGAGGAGCAGGAGCUGCUACGCCUCAUCUACUAUGGGGGCAUCCAGCCAGAGAUCCGCAAGGCCGUAUGGCCCUUCCUCCUAGGCCACUACCAGUUCGGGAUGACAGAAACAGAAAGGAAGGAGGUGGAUGAGCAGAUUCACGCGUGCUAUGCACAGACCAUGGCUGAAUGGCUGGGCUGCGAGGCAAUCGUGCGGCAGAGGGAGCGGGAGUCCCAUGCAGCUGCCUUGGCUAAAUGCUCAUCAGGGGCCAGCCUGGACAGCCACCUGCACCGGAUGAUGCACCGGGACUCCACCAUCAGCAAUGAGUCCUCCCAGAGCUGCAGUUCCGGCCGCCAGCAUGUCCGCCUGCAGAGUGACUCCAGCAGCAGCACACAGGUGUUUGAGUCUGUGGAUGAAGUGGAACAAGUGGAAGCAGAAGGCAGGUUGGAGGAGAAACAGCCCAAGAUCCCCAAUGGGAACCUGGUGAAUGGCACCUGUUCUCCAGACUCUGGCCAUCCUUCUUCCCACAACUUCUCCUCGGGCCUCUCGGAGCACUCAGAGCCCAGCCUAAGCACAGAGGACAGUGUCAUGGAUGCCCAGCGGAAUGCCCCCCUGGCUCUUCGACCUGGGGACAGCAGCGUGGAUGACGGGCAGAGCAGUGAGGCCACCACCUCCCGGGACGAGGCCCCCCGUGAGGAGCUGGCCGUGCAGGACAGCCUGGAGAGUGAUCUCCUUGCCAAUGAGAGCAUGGAUGAGUUCAUGUCCCUCACUGGCAGCAUGGACGUGGCCCUGCCCGAAAAGGAGGGGGCCGCCAUGGAGGGCUGGGGGGGCAGCGAGGCAGAGAAGCACAGCCAGGUGGACAGUGGGGACAAUCUCUCAGAAGAGCCCGAGAUGGAAAGUCUCUUCCCUGCCCUGGCUUCUCUGGCCGUGGCCACUUCUGCCAACAAUGAGGCGUCCCCUGUGUCUUCCAGCGGCGUCACCUACUCUCACAGGGGUUGCCCUGGAGAAGCCGAUUUGGGAAGGAAGACGCCAGAGCUCCUGGACCUGUACACGGUGAACCUGCACCGCAUCGAGAAGGACGUCCAGAGGUGUGACCGCAACUAUUGGUACUUCACGCCCGCCAACCUGGAGAAGCUGCGCAACAUCAUGUGCAGCUACAUCUGGCAGCACAUUGAGAUCGGCUAUGUCCAGGGCAUGUGUGACCUCCUAGCUCCAUUGCUGGUCAUCCUGGAUGAUGAGGCCCUUGCCUUCAGCUGCUUCACGGAGCUCAUGAAGAGGAUGAACCAGAACUUCCCCCAUGGAGGCGCCAUGGACACACACUUUGCCAACAUGAGGUCACUGAUCCAGAUUCUGGACUCAGAGCUCUUUGAGCUGAUGCAUCAGAAUGGGGACUACACUCACUUCUACUUCUGCUACCGCUGGUUCCUGCUGGAUUUCAAGCGAGAACUCGUCUACGAUGACGUCUUCUCUGUCUGGGAGACCAUCUGGGCAGCCAAGCACGUCUCGUCCGCCCACUAUGUCCUGUUCAUUGCACUGGCUCUGGUCGAGGUCUACCGUGACAUCAUCUUGGAGAACAAUAUGGAUUUCACGGACAUCAUCAAAUUCUUUAACGAAAUGGCCGAGCGACACAACACCAAACACAUCCUGAAGCUGGCCCGGGACCUCGUGUACAAGGUGCAGACACUGAUCGAGAACAAGUGAGGGCCUGCUCACCUGGGCAAUGUCAACCGAGCCACCACCCACCCGUCCAUCCUGCUUUUCCUCCCGGCCACCCCGGGAGCGAGGUCCUGGUGUCUGUUCAUAAGCAUGGACUUCUGUGCUAAGAGAACUACCCCAACUUUGGCCACCAGGCAGGUGGGGUCAGGGGGUUGCCCCUUUGGUUCAGCCUUACGUUUUCCUGUUUGACCAUACGUUUUCCUGUUUGACCAAAGAUUGUCCAAGUCUGGGAUUUCUCCCUUGUUGGAAUUGGGGUGUGUCAGUGGAUGGAGGGAACAUUUUCAUGAGUGGCCUCCAGAAUGGUUGCCUCUCUCUUGUUCUGUCCCAAUCCCUCCAAACUGUUUUGUCAGCUGAGACUUAGGGGAGGGAGGUUUUCUGGGGGGGCGGAAUUAAGUGUAGGAGAGGCCUGUGGGGCUUACCUCUGUACUCUGAGAAGGGCGUUUGGAGAUGUUCCAGAACAUGGCUGGAAGGCUGGCUUGGAGCAGUUUCUGCACCCUGGUACCAUUGACAUUUGGUCUGGGUAAUUCUUAUUUGAGAGGGGCUAUGUGUUGUAGGAUGUUGAGCAGCAUACCUGGCCUCUACCCGCCAGAUGCCAGUAACACCCCCUCCCCAACCCAGUUGAGACAACCCAAAACAUUUCCAGAUAUUGCCAAAUAUCCCCAUUUGAGAACCACUAGCAUAGAGGCGGGGCUACAAAUAUAUCUCUCUCCCCACUUUUUCUUUACUCCUUAUGUCCUAAGACUUCCUUCUGUUCAGAAAAGGCACAAGGGAGUCCACAUCCCUCUUGGGGUCUAGAUUCCAUUUGUUGUAUUCUCUCAUUUUUUUCUCCUCCACCUGACCCCAGGAGAGAUUUCUUUUCUUCUUUUCAAGAGAGGCCUCCCCUUGGAAGGGCAAUGGAGCAUGAGAAAUGUCUAUAGGUGUGAGACAGCUUGAGGAUCCUCUUGGUCCUGCCCAGGCACCUCCCACCCCAGGCCGGGCAGAGGGCAUGUCCCCUUCUUUGGCUCCUAGGGAAGACCUCACCUCUCCUGCACAUUGAGGCUGGUGCUCCAGAAGCUUGGAAGGUGUGUGUUGGUAAAGGCCACUUCUAGAGUGUCCUUCUGAUAGAGCAAUCCUGCCAAUUCUCUUCUGAAGAAUGCACGGGAAUCGAGAGAAACAGAGUCAGAUUGGAAUGCUCAUCCCCAGCAUGGCAGGUAGGGUUUUGGCAAGGUUGGAGACUCAAAGCACAUCAAAGUGUUCAUAGAAAGGAUUCAUUAGUCCUCAGUCCUGAGCAAACCAGGAGGGAGAGGAAUCCCUGCCUGUGGGCUUGUGAGGGCUCUUCCCUUGGCCCUAGUGCCUUUGCUGCAUCCAACCCUCCUAGUCCCUGACAUGGGGCCUCUUGAGCAGGACGGACCUAAAUGACCCUUGCCUCCAAGGAGUGUGCUCCGUGACAGUUGUAUCUCCGCGCUGUGGUCCGUCACCUUCCCAAGAUGGGGGGAAAAUGUGCGAAAGGCCCCUCCAGAUCAAAAUUUACCCAGCUGCUCUGCAAUUCCUUACAGAGGACAUUAUUCUAGCAAGAUCCGGGUCGUAGACCUUCUGAUUCUUAUUUAUUUUUUUCGACAGAGUAGUCACAAAGUACAGCACACAAUCCCUUCUCCGCCUUCUCUCUCAUGGUGUUCCAGAGAAGUGUCCAUGGUUGUGAUUUGGAACAAUUCCUAUUUAUUCAGCUUAAUUGUGCUUAUUUUGGUCCCCGUAUAUUGCGUGCAUCCUUGUGUCCUGGAAUCGAGUGUGUGGGAGUCGUUCUGUCUGUGGAAUGCCCUCCUCCUUUUCUCAGUGUUGCCAACAUAUCUUGUAACUGUUUACUGAAGAGUUGUGUCUAUAUAUGGAGAAAAAAUAUAUAAACAGAGAAAUGUGUGAA